GGCUCAUUUUUUUCUUGGACUGAAGGGGUGAUCUCUUUGUCUUUUUUCACUAAUUUAGUAAAAUAAAAUACUGCUAGGACUUAUAUUUUUUAUUUUGGAAGUAUUAAUAAUCCUGUACAUAUAUAUCUAUUGCAACUUACAAUUACCCUUAUUACAUUUAAAUAAUAAUAAAUAAGCCAUGAACCACGAUGACGCGAUGUGGAAUGUCAUGGGGCAGGGAUUUUGCUCAUUUAAGGUAAAAACUCAUGACGAUAAGGUACGCUUUUGUCGAAAUCCUUACAACAUAACCGGUUUAUGCCAGCGCGGUGUAUGCCCCUUGUCUAAUGGGCAGUAUGCUACCGUCAUCGAGCACGAGGAUGAGCUUUAUCUCUACAUCAAAACUGCUGAGCGUGUGCAUCUCCCACGGCGUCAAUGGGAGAAGAUUAAACUCGACAGCAGCUUCCCCAAGGCGCUUGAGCAAAUUGAUGAGGAGCUUCAAUGGUGGGAUCAAAAAUUAGUCAACAAAAUUAAGGCACGUUUGUUGCGUCUGAAGCAGUACCUAAUGCGUAAACGUAAGAUGAUGAUGGAGCCGGAGACGAAGUACGUUUCGGUGAACAAGCGGCAGGAGGAUAAACUUCUUCGUCGUGAGGAGAAGGCUGAGGCUGCUGCCCGUAUUGAGUUAGAGAUUGAAAAAGAGCUGCUAGAUCGUCUUCGUCAAGGCACGUACGACGGUGUCAUGAACACGAGCAAGGAGGCCUUUGAGAGAUUACUCGAUGAGGAGGAAGAUCGGGAGGACUUUGAGAAGUUAGAAGCAGGGGAGGAUGAGGAAUUCCCUGAGUUUGUGAUGGAUGAAGAGGAUGAUCUAGAUGAGGAAAUGGAGGAUGAACCAAGUACGUCUUCGCUUGUCAAAUCACGAAAGGUCAAGGGCAUGAGCGGUUCUAAUGGAAGUGUUAGUAGCGCUAGACGCCGCCGCGAGAAGCUGAUGAUUGAGGAAGAGGUGGAGCAGGAACCAAGGACGAUGAGGCGUUCACGGAUGGAAGAAAUGGAUUGGUAG
This is a messenger RNA of Phytomonas sp. EM1, 1033 nucleotides long. The record is from the annotation of a GenBank genome assembly. Lineage: Eukaryota; Euglenozoa; Kinetoplastea; Trypanosomatida; Trypanosomatidae.